Molecule: messenger RNA, 3092 nt
Organism: Medicago truncatula (barrel medic)
Lineage: Eukaryota; Viridiplantae; Streptophyta; Magnoliopsida; Fabales; Fabaceae
Product: DNA-directed primase/polymerase protein
Exons: 14
Coding region: 125-2023 (632 amino acids)
Biological process (GO): mitochondrial DNA replication; error-prone translesion synthesis; response to UV
Cellular component (GO): mitochondrial matrix; nucleus
Molecular function (GO): chromatin binding; DNA-directed DNA polymerase activity
Source: RefSeq, a predicted model, not a curated record
UUCAAAUUCCCGCCCCUAACGGAAAAGUGCAAGAAAAUCGAAAAUUUCACAAUCUCAAAAUUGAAAUUCUCAUUUUUUUUCUUCUUACAGAAACCAGAAAGAAAAGAAGAAGAAAAAAAAUCCAAUGUCAUCAUCAAAGAACAACAACAACAUGAACGAUGUUGAUCGUUUGUUCGCUUGUUUCAAAUGCGGUAUAUCACCACCCAAAUCUGCAUUGAUUGAAAGAAAAAGGAGGAAAAGGAAAUUGGAGAACAAUGGGUUUGCAGCAGAAUCUCCAAAUCAAGGAUCAAUUGGAAGAGAAGAGAAAACUCCUUUAUCACGCAUCAAAACUACAAAUCUAGAAUCUUCAAUUGAGAAACUUAAAUCAGCAAUAGCUAAAACCAAAAGUUGUAGUAAUCGGAAGCAGAUAUCUCCAGUUGUAUUCUAUGGUUCACCUCAUGGCGUACCUCCGAAAAAACCAACUCGUUUAUGGCGUUUGUUGCAUGAGAUACGUAUUGAUCUCUCUCAGCGAAAUAAACAGAACAUAAGGAAAGAAGUUUGGUUUACAUUCCCAAGGCAGGAUGAAGCAAUAAAUUUUGCCAAAGGUCAAGAAGAUGUUCAUCUCUUUAGUUAUCAAAAUCACUUUAAUGGCCAGAGAAGGUUCCUUGUGUCUACAUAUACAGAAUUCUGGCGAAGGUACAAAAACAUGGAUUCCAAAUUCCGUCAUCAUUAUGAAGUGAUUCAAGAGGGUUUACCGUGCCACCUUUAUUUUGAUUUGGAGUUUAAUAGAAAAGUCAACGUAGGAAAGAAUGGAGACGAAAUGGUUGAUCUUUUGAUAUCAGUAGUUCUUGAAGCCUUACAUGAAAAGUAUGAAAUCCAUGGAGACCAUGAUUGGAUAGUAGAACUUGAUUCUUCAACUGAAGAUAAGUUCUCUCGUCAUCUAAUAAUUCGCAUACCGAAGGCUGCUUUCAAGGAUAACUCCCAUGCAGGUGCAUUUGUUUCAGAAAUAUGCUCAAGAAUUCUAAAUGCAAGGGGGAAAGAUAAAAGUUAUGAAAAAUUGUUUAUCGCAAAAGAUUCAAGUACCAAUGAAUCUGCUAGCCAACUUUUUGUGGAUACUGCUGUAUAUACCCGGAAUCGUUGUUUCCGUCUUCAUCUAUCUUCAAAGGCAGGAAAAAGUUCAAUUCUUUUGCCAACAGAGAGAUUUAAGUGCAAGAAUUUGAGUGAAGAAGACAUGUUCAUGGCUUCCUUGAUAUGCAACAUGGACGCUGAUUGCGGAAAGCUUCUUGUCUGCAAACCAGACUUAGAUUGUGUGAAGACUCUGCAUUUUGAUACAGAGUUGAAUGGUAACGUUGGACACUCUGUCCAAAGUCAUACAGAAUUUGCAUUAAAUACUUGUACAAGUGAUGUUUCAACAACAUACUUCAUGGGAAAGUCACCAUUCCCACGUCUGGAAGAAUUUAUAUUAUCCGUUGCCUCUGUGGGAAACAUACCAGGAAAAAUUCAUAGCUGGUAUUUAUUCUCUGAAUUUGGACUGAUGGUCUACAGCAUGAUAAAAAAUAGAUAUUGCGAGCGAAUUGGCAGACCUCAUAAAAGCAAUAAUGUGAUAUACGUUGUUGAUCUAAGAAUGGCAGUGUAUUAUCAGAAAUGUCAUGAUCCUGACUGCAGAGGUUACCGAUCUUCCUCGCGACCAAUUCCAGUUCACGUGUUGGCCAAUCCUUCAGUUGUUAUUGGUUCAUCUGGGAUGUUAGAUGAUAAACAUUCAGAAGAUGAGCAGGGACAUCAACCGAAUGAUAACAAGCCCAAUUUUCUGCAAUAUGAAGACACUGUUGAAGACAACUACAGUGAUUCAUGGUGGCUAGAAGCGAUAAAAGUAGUUGAGGAAGUGGAGAAUAAGAAAACUGCAACAGAGCUAUGCAGCAAGGAGGCAAUUGAUGAUGGAGAUGAAGAAUGGUGGCUGGCUGUAGAAAGCACUGCAUCCCAGGUUGAACUGACAUAUACUUCAACUAAUUCAGAAUGUUCACAGCACAAUUCAGCUCGCCAGUAAUGUGAUGUGCAAGUAAUGAUGAAUCUGUCCAUUUGUAUGAUACUCUAUUCAGAAGGUCUCAGAUGAAACGAGUUUCUGUGGCUCUGUACUUUUUUGAUCAAUAAUUAGCUGUAAGGACUUGAUGAUUGAAGCCAAAAAAGGGGUUUGUAGCACUUACCGCAGCAACAUAGAGAAGAGAUCCUGUAAAGCUGAGAAGUUAUGGAGAAAAUGCGGAAAAUGAGCUUAAUAUCUGAAGAAGGAAAAUGAAUUCAAGCGUCGGAGACAUGGACUUCAACUUUUGCACUGUCAGAACUAGUGCACGUUUCUGCAGAAAGGUUAUAGGGCCAUGCAGAAUUUUGCAUUACAGUCAAGCACAUGAAGACCUUUGCACGACCGUUUAAGUUGCGAUAACUUUUGGAUCUCUACAGCUGUUGCACAGUGCUCCUGCUGCAAAGGAUUCAUACGCCUUUUGGGCCCAUUGGGAUCCUCUCCUGCAGAAAACAAAAGGGAGGGGCAAGAGAGAGAAAAGAGAAGAUAGAAAGAUGAUGGAGAGAGAAUGAGAAUGACAUGAGAUGGAAGAAUGUACACCGGAGUUACACAACCAUCUAAGAACUCUAUUCUCUUGUGAAGUUUCAACUAGGGGUGGGCAUGGUUCAGUUCUGGAUGAAAACUGAACCGAACUGAACUGAACUGUGUGCUAAAUUUAAAAUAACUGAACUGAACUGUUUGCAUUUCAAACCAAACUGAACUGUUUCAAACCGAACUGAACUGUUCCGAACUGAACUGAAUUGUUAUUAUUGAUACCUUUGAAAAAAAUAUGAAAAAACAAAUGAAAUUGAAUUUUAGUUACUGAACUGAACUGUUCCGAACUGCACUGAACUGUUUCGAAUCGAACUGAACUAUUUUGAACUGAAUUGAACUGCUUCAGUUCAGAUUCAGAACUGUUAGUAAUGGUUUAGUUUUUUUUUUGGUUCAGUUCAAUUUUUGGUUUUUUUGCCCACCCUAAACCACACAUAUUUUCAAGCUAUAUGAAAGUGAUCUCAGAAUAUUGUAUCAAGCAUGAGCCAAUAGAAUUUGAAUUUUUUCUUCA